This is a messenger RNA of Tripterygium wilfordii, 2979 nucleotides long. Its product is annotated as putative beta-D-xylosidase. The record is from RefSeq and is a predicted model, not a curated record. The transcript has 6 exons. NCBI's taxonomy places the organism in Eukaryota, Viridiplantae, Streptophyta, Magnoliopsida, Celastrales, Celastraceae. Gene Ontology annotation, biological process: arabinan catabolic process; xylan catabolic process. The coding region runs from base 419 to 2725 and encodes 768 amino acids. Gene Ontology annotation, molecular function: xylan 1,4-beta-xylosidase activity; alpha-L-arabinofuranosidase activity. Gene Ontology annotation, cellular component: plant-type cell wall.
GUGACCCAUACUGACGAGGAAACUCCGCAAUUAUCUAAAGUCUAUAAUUUUUACCCCGUAACUGAAAAUUGCAGAUUCCCCGAAUCCGAUCAAUACAUAUACAAUCACACACACAAGUUUAUUUUUCUAUCACUGUGACUUAUAUAGUUAUGUGACUAUAACAGCAAUAUACCCUACCAAACGCCAACUGCGUGUUGCACUCGCUCUCUCAUCUAUCCUAUCUCUUCUUCCUCCUCUCUAUCUCUCUUUCUUUCUGUAUUUAGCUUUAUCGACGUGGAGAUCCAAUCAUGAUUUCUCUGUUAAUAAUCCUCUAACAGACUAAAACUCACACGCAACGUCAACCUUCCUCUCUCUAUAUAUACUUACACUCUAAACUCUCUACAUACACAAUAACACACACACACACACACACUCUUCAAUGGCUAACAAACACUCACUGUUUCUUCUUAUUCUCUUCACUGCAACUCUUCUUGCAGUGGAGUCUCGUCCGCCAUUCGCUUGCGACCCACGGAACCCGAGAACGAGGGCCCUGAAGUUCUGUAGGGUAACGGUGCCGGUGCAUGUAAGAGUAAGGGACUUGAUCGGACGGUUGACGUUGCAGGAGAAGAUAAGGCUGUUGGUUAACAAUGCUAUUGAUGUGCCCAGAUUGGGUAUUCAAGGUUACGAGUGGUGGAAUGAAGCUCUUCAUGGUGUUUCCAAUGCGGGUCCAGGGACUAAGUUUGGUGGGGCCUUCCCUGCUGCCACUAGCUUCCCUCAAGUCAUCACCACCGCUGCUUCUUUCAAUCAGUCGCUCUGGGAGCAAAUCGGACGGGCGGUCUCUGAUGAGGCAAGAGCAAUGUACAAUGGAGGAAUGGCUGGAUUGACAUAUUGGAGCCCUAAUGUGAACAUAUUCCGCGAUCCUCGUUGGGGCCGAGGACAAGAAACCCCUGGCGAGGACCCUGUUUUAGCUGCUAAAUAUGCCGCUAGCUACGUUCAGGGACUACAAGGUAGUGGCGCGGGUAACCGAUUGAAGGUCGCUGCAUGUUGCAAACAUUAUACUGCUUAUGAUCUUGAUAAUUGGAAUGGCGUGGAUCGAUACCAUUUCAAUGCCAAGGUAAGCAAGCAAGACUUGGAGGAUACCUACAACGUACCAUUCAAGGCAUGUGUGGUUGAAGGGAAAGUCUCUAGUGUGAUGUGCUCAUACAAUCAAGUGAAUGGAAAGCCUACCUGCGCUGACCCUGAUCUCCUUAAAAACACUAUUCGUGGCCAAUGGAGACUCAAUGGAUACAUUGUCUCGGACUGUGACUCGGUUGGGAUUUUAUAUGAUCCCCAACACUACACGGCCACACCUGAAGAAGCAGCUGCAGCCAGUAUCAAGGCCGGCUUGGACUUGGACUGCGGCCCAUUUCUGGCGAUCUAUACAGAGCCGGCAAUAAGGAGAGGGUUGCUUACAGAGGAAGAUGUUAAUUUGGCUUUAGCCAACACAAUUACUGUCCAGAUGAGAUUGGGCAUGUUUGAUGGUGAGCCAUCAGCCCAACCUUAUGGAAAUUUAGGCCCAAGAGAUGUCUGCACCCCAGCACACCAACAUCUGGCCCUAGAGGCGGCUCGACAAGGAAUCGUUCUGCUUCAAAAUCGUGGCCGGGCUUUGCCGCUGUCCUCCACCCGUCACCGCACUGUUGCAGUCAUUGGGCCCAAUUCUGAUGCUACUGUUACCAUGAUUGGAAAUUAUGCUGGUAUUGCUUGUGGUUAUACUAGUCCAGUUCAAGGAAUUAGCAGAUAUGCCAGGACAAUUCACCAAGCAGGGUGUGACAACGUACACUGCAAUGGCAACCAACUAAUUGGAGCGGCGGAGGCUGCAGCUCGACAGGCUGAUGCGACCGUCCUCGUGGUGGGGCUUGAUCAAUCCAUAGAAGCGGAGUUCAAAGACAGGGUUGGUAUCUUAUUGCCUGGACACCAACAAGAGCUAGUGUCAAGGGUGGCCAGGGCCUCCAGAGGUCCUACUAUACUAGUCUUGAUGUGUGGUGGUCCUGUUGAUGUAUCAUUCGCCAAAAACGACCCUAAAAUCGGCGCUAUUUUAUGGGUCGGGUACCCCGGUCAAGCCGGAGGAACUGCCAUUGCUGAUGUCCUAUUUGGCACUUCCAAUCCAGGAGGGAAGUUGCCUAUGACAUGGUACCCGCAAGAAUACUUGGCAAGAGUGCCAAUGACAAAUAUGGCAAUGAGGCCAUUCGGAGGCUAUCCUGGAAGAACCUAUCGAUUCUACAAGGGCCCAGUUGUGUUCCCUUUUGGUUAUGGGCUGAGUUACACAAGUUUUACCCACUCCUUGGUCCAAGGCCCACCAGCAGUAGUUUCAGUGCAACUAACAAGUUUCAAUGCCUUUCAAAACUCAACUGUGUCUAGUAAGGCUGUCAAGGUCACACACACAAGUUGUGACACAAUUUCACCCCAAGGUAUUCACAUUGAUGUGAAAAACACAGGAGAAAUGGAUGGGACUCACACUCUUCUAGUGUUCUCAUCUCCGCCGGCCGGGAAAUGGUCGUCAGAAAAGCAGCUUAUUGGGUUCGAAAAAGUUCGUGUGCCCGCCCAGUCACAACAGAGGGUCGAGAUUAAUAUUCAUGUGUGCAAGCACUUGAGCGUGGUCGAUCAAUUUGGGGUUCGAAGAAUUCCAAUUGGUAAACACAAUCUUCACAUUGGAGAUGUCAAGCAUUCAAUUGUUCUCCAAGCAAGUUUGGGGGAUAUCAAAUUUUAGACAUGAAAGAAGCUAAUUAAUUACUUCUUCAUAUUAUUAAUUCUGUUCCAAGAGCAGAAUUGAUUGGAAUUAAGUUGCUUGUUAAUUGUAAGAUAAAGAGAAAAAAAAGAUUGAAAAAAUGUAAAAAAAUCCUCACAAUAAGUACGAGGUGCUAGCACUUGUUUAAAAGAAAUUGCAAGUGAAGCUUGAAUGCAUAUUGUUUAAAUCCAUCAAUAAAGGUUAUUAAUGAAAUUUUCUAAGUUAUUUUAGAACCA